Vitrella brassicaformis is the source of this 3860-nucleotide messenger RNA. The record is from the annotation of a GenBank genome assembly. NCBI's taxonomy places the organism in Eukaryota, Vitrellaceae.
CUGCCUACAUGAUUUCUUGGGACCUAGCGAUGCGACACAGUGUCUGUUUGUGCUGUACGUAUGUAUGUACGUAUGUAUGUACGUAUAUUUGUGUGAUUGGACCGAUCCAUCUGUAAGGUAAGCUAUUUGUGUGUACGUAUGUAGACAGAUUCUCUAUCAUGUGCUCCUGCUGUAGCUAAGCUAGGCUCGGCUACUCGCUCUCUUUGUCCAUCCCUCCCUCUCUCUCUCUCUCUCUCCAUCUAUCCAUCCAUCCUGGCCGUCCAUCUGUCGGAUUUUGCGAACGUUUUUCCGCCGCCCACCGCAGUGAGACGAUGGAUGGCACGGUAAGACGGUUGCGUGCAUCAUGUCACACUCAUGCUGUCUUUGGGGUGUGCGUGCCGUGGUGUAUGGUGGAUGUGGAGCAGCUUUUUGAUCGGUCGAGAGAACAGCCGGUAACUCCCCACGUGUGGAUGGAUGCUGCGUGUGAAUGUGGGCUGGUGGAUGGGUGUGCUGUAUUGUUGAUGGCACGGUUGACUGGGCAAUUGGUCGGCUGUCUGCUGUCUGCCUGCCUGCGAUACUGCCUGCCUGUGUGCAUGGUGUAUUCUCUGACGGAUUCUCUGCCAGUCUCCCAGCCAUGUCGUCGUCUCGCUAUCCAUAAGCAUCUCUAAGCCCAUCCCACAUCUCUAUGCCGGUCGAAUGUAAGCUCGCAGGAAGGUCUCUCCCCGAGUUCCCAGCCUUGUCAGCAGAGCUGUGAAACACGAUGUGUAGGAGCCGUCCGAGCUGCCUGCCUGACGACAUUAUAGAUGAUCUGAAGCGAAAUCUGUGUGCCGCCAGCUGCGCUGCUAUCCGAGCCACAUCAAAGCGCCUCGGCUGCCAUCUCAUCAGCGAGGACUACCUGACGCGCCGGCUGGACGAUGCCAUCCACAACAAGAAACUCAGCGGCGUGCUGACCUGCAAGAAGCCUCCCACGACGGCACUGGCGUUCCUCCUGCACUUCGCCACGGCCGUCUACAGCGGCACUCGGAGCGGCCUGUUGGUUUGUCUCGCCAAGCUGAGUGUGUUCAUUUUCCACCUCGCCGUCGGGGCGCUCCUGUACUUUUUCGCGCCCCUCUACCCGCUGCACAUCGGCUAUUGGAAGCUCGUGGAGGUUACGGUCGGCUCGCAGUGCAAGUGGCUCAGCUUCUGCACGGAGAUUUUCCUGCUCGUCUUCCUGCUCCCAAAGGCGUGGGCUUGUAUCUCCCCGCGACUUCCACGGGGGUGGUGGUUGCUUCCAGACGGCUCCGUCAUUCUGCGGGCUGGCGACAUCCUGGUCGAACUGGCCGAAAGUUUCGACAUUAUUGCACUGUCUAUCGAUGGCUAUACAGGGUGGAAGUUGGCGAUAUGGGUAUUGUUGCUCGCGCGACUCUUCAUUCCGAGCGACAGCCACUUAAAACUAGUACUCUUCCCGGCUGACAUCCUUACGGGAAUCUUCAGCGGUGACAUCAAGACAGCGGCAGGGAGCUGCAUCUAUCUGUGCGGGUCCGUCUGUAUUGUCUCUUUGGCGUGGCUCAAUAUGUACCGUCUACUCGGCAAGUGGCUGGGGAGAAUCGUGUCGGAGCGGCCGAUGGGCCGUGUCGAGUACUUGCUGCGUCUGCUGCAUGUCAUUGAGGACGGCGGCUGCUGGGACCGGACUGUGCAGGUCAUCUGUUAUCUCAAGAACAGUCACAUGAUUCCCUCGCUGCCCAUCACCAUUACACCCGGCGACCUGCGACAAGUCGGCAGUCGGGCACUGUUUGACUCUCGGCCACCGGCAGUCCGCCAGCUCUCCCUCAUCAGCCACAGAUUGGUUCCGGGCCUCUCCCUGCAGCGCACCCCCAACGGCCAGGACCAUUUAGGCGAGUGGCUUCGGCACGACCGGCAGGUGCUGACUUUCCUCCCCAUCGAGGCGCUGAUGCCAACGCACCUUCCCUUCAGCUGCGCAGCAAGGGCGGCGGCGGCGAUGAAAAGGGGAAGUGAACACCUUGCCGACGCCGCCAAAGGGACUGUUGUAGGCUGCCUUGGCCGGCAGGUAACAUGACGCUGAAGCCAGCCCCACGCACGGCGCACAUCAAUGUGGCUGAUUGCACGGGUGUGUUAGGUCCGGGCGUUGGCUGCCUUGCCACCGGAGCAGCUGUCGAUGCGGAUCGAUGAGUUCAAGGGAUCACUCACUGGCAGUGCCGACAUUCUCUCACCCGCCUACUGUCCGAGUUGCAAUGACGUACGUACAAGUCCGUCCGUCGGACUCGUGCCACCUGACUGCUGUCCUGUGUCUGUCCGCAGGAGGAGGCUCGCGUGCUGGACGACAUGGCGACCUUGGCGGCGCUCGCCGAGCGUCUCGAUGGCCAGCGGAGAAAGGCGCUCCUUGAGCUGUUUGCUGCUGGGGGAAAGGAUUCAGUGCAUUUUCCUGUAAGCGGCAGCUCAAAUCUCAAGGUGGGAAAGGAAGGCAGCACAGAUUUGAUAUCGACUCGGAUGAGUGGCGACAAGGUGAUGUGCCGCGUCGUGUAGGUGAAUUACGCGGCAACUGCGCUGACAGCGACCCUCACGGAUGAGAUUGCCACUGUCUCCGUCUACCAAUCUGAUCCGCCCACCAAAGGUGAGUGGCCCGGCCGAGAUCAGACAGGCGGAAAAGACAGACAGCACGUCACUCACUGAUUGCUCUUCUGGUGCGCCUCACUGUCUGUCUGUCUGUCUUUGGCCGGCAAUUACAUCUACUCUUCGUUCACGGAUAUCUUCCUACAUGUCGCCUCCCAUGAGCCUACUCGGCCUCGCCCCCCUUACCCUGACAGCAUCCUCUCACUGUCCGAGCAGUGUCAACUCGCAGGCAAGCUCAGAUUUGCGCUCAUCUACGAUGUCGUGUGGGGCUGUCGCAAGGCGCACAAGGCCGACGGCAGAGGACCGGACGACCCGGACCGCGACAAUCAGGACGAAGCGAUAGUCAUUCUGUGCGGGGAUCGUGCUAGUGACGACUUCGCUGCCUCUUUGCGGACUCGGCGUCGCAAUUACGGUGGCAUGACGGGCCAGACACUCUACUUCGAGAUCCGCACCACGGAGACCCCCGUGACCAGCGAUGGUGGCACACAGCAGCGCUUCCCUCGAACGGCAAGGCUCGUCCGCGACAAGCUGUAAGCAUAGGCCUCUCAAGCAAACAGACAGAACAGGUACGGCGGCUGACAGAGGGGGACCAUGGGAACUCCUUUGAUAGCCGCUGGCUGACUGCAGGUGGUCGUUUCAAUCCUGUGCAGCUGCCUACAUGAUUUCUUGGGGCCUAGCGAUGCGACACAGUGUCUGUUUGUGCUGUACGUAUGUGUCUACGUAUAUUUGUGUGAUUGGACCGAUCCAUCUGUAAGGUAAGCUAUUUGUGUGUACGUAUGUAGACAGGUUCUCUAUCGUGUGCUUCUGCUGUAGCCAAGCUAGGCUACUCGCUCUCUUUGUCCGUCUCUCCCUCUCUCUCUCUCCAUCCUGGCCAUCCAUCCAUCUAUCGGAUUUUGUGACAUGUUUCCCGCCGCCCACCGAUGAGGGCGGCCACCGGUAAGACGUUUGCGUGCAUCAUGUCACACUCAUGCUGUCUUUGGAGUGUGAGUGCCCUAGUGCAUGGUGGCUGUGGAACAGCUUGUUGAUCGGUCAAGAGAACAGCCGGUAACUCCCCACGUGUGGAUGGAUGCUGCGUGUGAAUGUGGGCUGGUGGAUGGGUGUGCUGUAUUGUUGAUGGCACGGUUGACUGGGCAAUUGGUCGGCUGUCUGCUGUCUGCCUGCCUGCGAUACUGCCUGCCUGUGUGCAUGGUGUAUUCUCUGACGGAUUCUCUGCCAGUCUCCCAGCCAUGUCGUCGUCUCGCUAUCCAUAAGCAUCUCUAAGCGUCUCUGUG